CCCAGAAGAGCUAGCCAUACAGACCGCCUGAUGGGAGGCAUGAUGCGAGAUGUAAGGUAUAUCAACCCUUCUCUCGCUGUCCAUCUGUCUGUCCACAUUUCAUCCAACUUGUCCAGACUGGUGACACCUCCUAUCCUACGCAGACAACAUCCACCCCGUGUUAGCCAAGGCUAUACAUACCGUAUACUGCUAUUGCGUCUCGCUGUAUCUUAGAUGGCGGCUUUCUCUCUCUUCCCUCUUCGGCGCCAUUCUCACGCAUACACCAUUUCGUUAUCGCAACCCACCCGCAGAGCCAGUAGUAGAAGAAGCAAUAGUAAUUGUCAUUCAUUAUGGCUUCAUCCAUCGACGUUGUCCGCAUUACCAAAGCCGACAUUCCCGAAGCCGUAGAGUGCAUCCAAAAGGCUUUUGCCGAGGAUCCGUAUUUUAAAUGGGCGUUUAACGAUCCAUCCAAGUUCAACGUCGACCGCAAUGCCGCCUCCCUGGCCGCCCACUUCCUCUACGGCAUCAACUGCGACGCCCCCAUCUACGUCGCCAAACAAACCACCCACCCGACAACGGUGAAAAGCGCCGCCGGGCUACACAUCGAAUACCAUACCCCCCGCAUCGUCGGCGUGUGCUGGUGGUACGACCCCAAACCCGCCUCAGCCCCGGAGCCCUGGUCCGUCUGGACGCAGGAAUGGAUUCUCUCCUUCCGCCAGCUGCUCAAUAACAUCCGCUUCCUCGGCCGCGGGGGGCUGAAUAUCCACCGGUACUGGAUCUGGAAGGACGUGCAGAAGAAGACGCACGAUGUGGUCUGGAAGGAUCCGCGGGGGUAUUACUUUUGUAAUGUGAUUGCAGUGGAUUCCGGGAUGAGGGGGAUGGGGGUGGGGAGGAAGUUGGUGGAGGUGGUGACGGACAAGGCGGAUGCAGAGGGCAUUCCGUGUUAUUUGGAGAGUAGUAAAGGGAUGCCGAAUCUGAAGAUCUACGAGAAGUUGGGCUUUGAGUCGGUCAAGGAGAUUGAGUGUGUCGAUGGGGGGGAUACGUGCAAGUUGUACUGCAUGAUCCGCCAGCCAAAGACCAAGGCUUGAUUGAAUAGGUAGAUUCUACUAGAUUAAGUAUCAGUAACGAGAGCUCCUAUGAUAGCCCCAAUGCAAUCGGUCGAUAUAAACAGAUAAACUACGCCAGAUCAGAAACCAAACAUCUGCCCUG
Messenger RNA from Aspergillus wentii DTO 134E9, 1188 nucleotides. Its product is annotated as GNAT family N-acetyltransferase. The record is from RefSeq and is a predicted model, not a curated record. Gene Ontology annotation, molecular function: acyltransferase activity, transferring groups other than amino-acyl groups. NCBI's taxonomy places the organism in Eukaryota, Fungi, Ascomycota, Eurotiomycetes, Eurotiales, Aspergillaceae. Bases 330 to 1067 code for a protein of 245 amino acids. The transcript is spliced from 2 exons.